Molecule: messenger RNA, 3813 nt
Organism: Eucalyptus grandis
Lineage: Eukaryota; Viridiplantae; Streptophyta; Magnoliopsida; Myrtales; Myrtaceae
Exons: 6
Coding region: 1-3813 (1270 amino acids)
Molecular function (GO): ADP binding
Source: RefSeq, a predicted model, not a curated record
AUGGCCGGGGCUUUUUUGGCAUCCGUUGCAUCAAAUCUAGUGUCGAAAGUCGGUGAGUACCUGAUUGCUCCCAUUGGACGUCAAUUUGGGUACGUGUUGUGCUACAAGAGCAAUGUCAAAGAUCUCAAAAACAGAGUCGAUGAGCUAAAGAAUGCGAAGGCAAGGGUGCAGCACUCCGUCGAGGAAGCCAGGAAUAAUGGAAAACCUAUACAUGCUGAUGUCAAGGGUUGGCUGGAGAAGGUAGAGGAGGCGGAAAAAGCGAAUAUCCUGUUAGAACCUGGCGAAAAUGCAAAAGACACUUGCUUACGAUGGUGGAUUCCGAACCCCAUGGUGCAACAUCGAAGUGGCAGGAAAGUAAAGAAGAUGACACAAGUCAUUCAGGGACUUUAUGACAAAGCCCAAAACAGUAACUUCACAAAGGUCUCUUAUGAGAAUACUCCGGCAGGAAUUGUCACUACUACCACAUCCACUGCAAGAUCUGUUGACAGGAAAGAUGUCCUGGACUUGAGGGCUUCGAUCAUAGAGGAUGUAAUGAAGGCUUUAGUUGAUGACAAGGUCUGUGUGAUUGGGGUCCAUGGAAUAGGUGGGGUUGGCAAGUCCAAGCUUUUAGAGGACGUUGAACAGCGAGUCAAGGAAGAGAAGCUAUUUGAUGUGGUUGCCACAGCAAAUAUAUCACUUAAUCCAGAUCUAAAAAAAAUCCAGGGAGAAAUUGCUUAUGCAUUGGGUCUGAAUCUAAUGAAUGAGGAAACUGCUCAUGGGAGAGCGGAUCGUUUGCGUCAAAGGUGCGCCAAGCUCAAAGUUAUUGAACCUGGUGUGCUUGGAAGCUUGGAAAAUAUAGAAGAACUGUAUAUGGCAGACAGUUUUAAUCAGUGGGAGGUAGAGGGUGAAGCACCACGAAGAAAUGCCAGCCUAGCUGAGUUGAAGAACAUGAAAAAGUUGAGCACUUUGCACAUUGCCAUUCCUCAUUCUACCAAUUUCUCAAGUGACCUGCCAUUUGGGGAACUAAAGAAGUACAGAAUCCAAAUUGGGAACAUUUGGGAUUGGUCGGGUGAAUACAAAGAAUCCAGAACUUUAAAGCUCAAGCUGGAGUCAGACAAUCUUCUCCUGAGACACUUUGUGCAGAAAUGUUUGCAGAGAACACAAGAUCUCCACUUGCAUGGAUUGCAAGAUGGCGAAGAUAGCAUUCCUGAUUUGUGUAUCUUUCGAGAAUUGAAGCAUCUUCAUGUACAAAACAACCCCUCCCUUCAGUAUAUUUUCCCCCCCACAGAGAUUGUUCAAAGCACGGCAUUUUCAAAUUUGGAAUCAUUGUUUCUUGAGAAUCUCAACAACUUGGAGAAGAUUUCUCGCAACAAUCUUGACCUUGAAUUCGGAAAAUUAAAGAUUAUGAAAUUGGAUAAUUGUGGAGUAAUCAAACAUUUGUUUCCUUUGUCCAUGGCGAGAGUGUGCUUACAGCUUGAAGAGAUUGAACUAAGCGGAUGUCACUCGAUGAAGCAAUUUGUCGCAAAUGACGAGGCUGAUGAAAACAGAGAUGCAGUGGAUGAUGAUUGCAAUGUGAAGUUAAGCAAUUUGCAGAGGCUGACAUUGCGAAAUUUGUCAGUGAUGACAAGCUUUUGGAUAAUCAUGGACCAUUCAAAUGCGUUCUUCAACGGGCAACAGGUUUCAUUGCCAAGGCUGGAGUCCCUGACGUUAUCUGAACUUCCUAAAUUGAAAGAGAUAUGGAACUCUCAAUUUCUGUCAAAUGUGAGCAGCCUAAAAUUUCUGAAAGUAGAGGAUUGCAUGUUGCUCCGGAGCAUUAUCCCAUCAAAUUUGCUAAUGAAGCUACAGAAUUUGGAAGCCAUAACCGUUAAAAGAUGUCAGUUAAUACAAGAAGUAUUCAACCUUGAAGGACUGACAGCCAAUGGGGAUGUCGAGAUUCUGUCACAAUUGGCCAAACUAACUGUUCUUUUUCCAAGCUUGGAGGAGUUGACGCUCUUGUCAUUGCACGGGUUGAGGAGGAUAUGGCACAAUGAACUCCCUAAAGAAUCAUUCUGCAAACUAGCAUCCCUCACGGUCAGAGAUUGUGAAAAUCUUUCUCAUAUUAUUCCAUCAACUUUGAUUGGGAGCUUCCAGAGCCUGGAAAUGAUUGAGGCGGUCAAGUGUACCUCUUUGGAAACAUUAAUCGAACAUGUUCCUUUCAAUACUGAGAAAAGCCAGAAAUGUCAGCUUCUCUUAAACAUAAAAGAAGUGAAGUUGUGGCACCUGCCAGGGCUGAUUGCAGUUGGGACAAGCAACACCAAAGCAACGUUGCAUCUUCCUAAACUGACUAAUAUUAGCUUGUGCUGUUGUCACAGUUUGACAUAUCUCUUGACAAAUAAUGUAGCCAGGACUUGUGAUCAACUUGAGAUGGUAGAUAUUUCUGAUUGCAAAAAGAUGCAAGAAGUUGUUGCCGUGGAAGAAGAUGAAGAGCAAAAUUUGGGGACAGUGAAGUUCUCUCAAUUACGUACAUUGAAACUUUGGUCCCUGAAGAGCUUGAUUAGAUUCAGCUCAGGAAGAUGUUCAUAUGAGUUUCCCUCCCUAAGCAAUUUCUCAAUUCUGGAGUGCACUCAACUCAAGGCUUUCAUACAAAGGCCUCCAGCACCAAGUGUGGAGAUGAUGAAUGAGGAAGCUACCGGUUCUGAUGAAGGUCAUAUUUCCCAAAUUAGAAGAGCUGCAUCUAACAGAAUUCAAUCAAGAGAAUUGUGGGAGAAUGAGAUGUCCGAUGAGUCCAUUCGUUGCUUAAAGGUCCUCAAGGUGAAGCGGUGUCACAACCUUUUGAAUGUUAUUCCUUCAUCCAUGUGGAAGAGGGUGCUUCAGUCUAUGGAGUCCUUGACGGUUGAGAAGUGCCCACGUCUGAAAAACCUUUUUACAAUGUCUAUGGCAAAAAGUCUAGGACAACUCCAGUAUCUCGGUCUAGGUGGUUGUGGGGAGAUGGAGUAUAUUGUUGCAAGAGAAGAAGAGAAACCUGACGAAGCAACCGACAAAAUUGUCAUUCCACGGUUGGAGCGAUGGACAGUGACAAAGGAGGAUGUCGUGAUGAUGCAGCAAGACAUAUUGGGAAAUCUUAGAGAGCUGACUUUGGAAUGCUAUAAUGAUGAAAAUGUAGCUUUACCCUCCAACUUCUUUCUCCAAAGAUUCCCCAACUUAGAAGAGCUUCGAGUGACCAGUAAUUCUUUCGAGGAGAUAUUUCCAGAAACAUUUCCAGAAGAGGCGUUUGGACCGAGGGAACUUGGAAAUUUGAAGCAACUUUGGCUGACUAACCUGCGUAACCUAAAGCAAGUUUGGAAAGAUGGCUCUUUUAUGGCUGAAAUUCUUAAACAAAUUGAAUCUCUGUUCGUUUGGGAGUGCCACAGGUUAUCAAUCGUGUUUCCAUCUCCGACUUCGUUCCAGAGCUUGAGGGAAUUAGAAGUACGGGAUUGCAAUGGUUUGGUUCAUAUGGGGACUUGCUCAGCCGUCACAAGCCUAGUGUACCUUAGCCGGCUAACCCUAGCAAAGUGUGGUGCAAUGGAAGACGUAGUAAAAGAUGAUGGGACUGGAAUGGAGGAGAUUUAUUUCCGCAAGCUGGAAGAGCUGAUACUUCAUGGUUUACCAAACCUUGAGAGCUUCUCUCCAGCCGGUUGUGCCUUCAUGUUCCCAUCACUGGUGCACGCUACUGUGACCCAAUGCCCCAAGAUGAACAUAUUUUGCAAGGGUGGCGCAAGAACACCAGAAUUAGAUAAACUAUUCCUCUCCGAUGAGGAUGGUGAAGGGCAUUGGGAGGGCGACCUUAAUACCACCAUCCAAAGCUUAUCGACAUGA